Molecule: messenger RNA, 799 nt
Organism: Gossypium arboreum
Lineage: Eukaryota; Viridiplantae; Streptophyta; Magnoliopsida; Malvales; Malvaceae
Product: RING-H2 finger protein ATL66-like
Exons: 1
Coding region: 100-567 (155 amino acids)
Source: RefSeq, a predicted model, not a curated record
UAACUACCAAACAUGCUUCAACUUUAGUCUCCCCACUUCUAUAAAAACACCUUCAGAAAACCUUCUCUUUCAAUUCCCCCCUUUCAAAAAUUCAAUUCAAUGGCUUCAUCUCAAAACAACCAUCUUUUCCACUGGAACUACGCCGAGCUCGGUGACCAUGGCUUCCAAAUCCGUGGCCGAACCCUCUUCUUCACUGUCCUCUUCAUCAUCAUCAUCGUUAUUUCCGUCCUUAUCUUCUUUUUCACCCGAUGGGUAUGUAGUUUCUAUCGAGACGCGCCGUCUCCAACCUCUCACUCGCCGCCUCCGCCACCGAAUCGUGGUCUAGACGUUGCUGCCAUUAAUUCUUUGCCGGUAACUAUGUUCACGGACGGUGAAGCGCUUGGGAGUGAGUGUUGUAUCUGUCUUGGUGUGUUCGAAGAUGGUGAGAAGGUUAAGGUUUUGCCGGUUUGCAAACAUACGUAUCAUCCACAGUGUGUUGAUAGGUGGCUCAGUGCUGAAUCGAGUUGUCCGCUUUGUAGAAGUUCAGUCCGAGUUGACUCAGAUCAGCUUCAAAUUGUAAUUCAAUAACAAGGAUGACGACGACAACAACAACAGCAACCAAAAUUAACAAAAAAAUGUUUUUAAUAUUUAAAAAAUAUUUUUUUGUUUAAAUUAUAUUUUGCAAAUGAGUGCUUCGAAAAAGGUUUGCAAAGUGCUCGAUGAAUUUACUCAAUGAAUUUUUUUUUUUUUUUAAGAAAUAAACAAAUAUGUUAAUUUGUUGAGUGAAGAAAUGAAAUUCAUGGGUUUUUCUCCUCUUAAA